GAAAUCAAACAUAAACAUAAGGAUUUAUUUAUUUAUACGAGGCCUAUAAACCAUGUUUAACAAACUUAAGCCCGGCGAAAGUGAAGAAGAUGUCUUGCGCAUGGCACAAGACUUCGCUACAGAGCGUCGGAAUAAUCAAAAUUUCCAACCUGCGGCUACAGUUGUUCGUGUAAAUAAUUCGGCACAGAAGUCUAUAUUUGCACAAAAACGGGAACAAGCAAAAACUUCAACUAAUGAUGACUGUUUACAAAAUGUUAAUGAGAACUUAGCGAAAAUAUCUAUACAUAAAAGGGCACCGACUGAGCCCUAUCGAGAUGAAAUGACUGUAAUAAACCAGAAAGUUCUUUUGGAUGAAAUACAUGAAAAUAUUUUAGGAAAUAUAGGCAAAACUAAGGAACAGCCUACCGUCUUUAACAGCAUUUUGGGAGAACUCGUAGAGAGAGUCGAUGGAAAUAAAUGCAAUGCUCAAAGGGAUCAUCACCAAGAAAACAAACCCCAAAAGCCUAAAAGCAUUUUUGCCCAGAAGAUCAUGGAAAACAUUACACAAAAAAGUUCCGACCCUUUAAAUUUGAUCAAAGAUAAUGUAGAUGAUUUACACUAUGAGUUGAAUAAUAGCUGUAGUACUAUUAUUCAAGACAAGUCUCUGUCUCGUGAGAUUCAUGCUGAAAACAUGAAAUUAUUAGAUCAAAUGCGUAUGGAGGAUAUCUUGUCUGAGCAAAAGACAUUACUUAAUUCAUUAGAUCCUUCUUUGAUACAGCUUCUGACCAGUAAACGUAAAAUCCAAAAUAAUGGAUCAGCCGAAAUAAGCUUAAGCCAAAAUACUUCGCAUUCAUCACCGCUGAUCACGGCUCUUAACGAUUCUUCUCCGGCAGCACUUGAACUACUGCAGCAAAGUAAUGAAGGGAAUUGGCUGAAUUUUAAUCUAAUGGAGGAGCACAAAUUAGCAUGGAUGCGGGAUAUUCCACUAAAUGUAGGACAGUUAGAGCCUGGACAGCAGUUUAAUGCUCGCUUUGAUUGGAAAGGUGUACUGUUGCCUUACACACUUCAGAACUCAAAACAAGAUGUUGAUGAACGUGAGUUGUACUUGCAUGGCGAGGAGCCAGAAAGACCAGGCUACAGUCUACAAGAACUGUUUCGUUUGGCGCGGUCGACAGUGCUACAGCAACGUAUAUCAGCAUUUGGAGCCAUCGCAGGAAUUAUGAGUAUUUAUAAUCAGGGCUUCUACGAUCAGGUGCUAACAUUGCCAAUCUCAAAAAUAUUCUUUCUGUUGCGUUAUGGACUGGAUGAGAACACACCAGCUCAACUUGAGGUAGUAAGCCGAGCUUUGAGCCUCCUAUUCUAUAAUGAAGCUGAUGAAGUGCUACUUGACCAUGUCUACGAAAACGCUUAUUGCCAUUGGCAGCCUAUGCUGGAGGUGCUCGAUGAAAGCAACAAAGAGAAAAACGGCUCUUCACAAAUUAGCUUCAUGAAGCGUUACAUGACCUUGCUACGCGGUAAUUCAACCACUGCUGUGAAUGCUGAUGUGUCUGAGCGUCAAGAGGAUAGCCGCAUUUCUGACGAUUUCCAUCUUGCCGAAACAGAUUUAAUAGAAUGCUUGUUGCGCACAAAUAUUUGUCAACGAAUUAGCUUUAUUGUGGGAUCCUUACGCCCAGAAAACAGUACAAUGGAAUCAUGCUUUAAACUGCUCAUACGAAUCGCACGCACAAAUCUUUCUGCGGCCAGGCAACUCGUAAAUGAAACGCAUCUUAUGGACUUGAUUUUUUCAUUUUAUUUUAAUAAAAAUCCUAUAUCUGCUUCUGUAGGUGGAACUCAGUCCUCAUUCUACGGACAGCCCCAUCAUCUUUGCUUGAAAUUAAUUCGAGUUCUAAUAUGUCAGCAUUUGGAUAUAGCGAAACAACUGUCGAACGAUGGUUUUAUUGAGAGAUUAAAAGGAUAUUUAUUUUGUCGCGAUGACAUUAAGGGCGCAAUGAUUCGUGUUCAGAUCGAGGCUCUGCGCAUUCUACGGUGCCUUCUGUUGCUUGGAAUUGUGGAUCGUGGAUUAUUUAAACAAUUCCUGCCUGCUCUACGUCAAAUGCUUGACUGGCACUAUAAUCAUUGCGUUUUUGAAGUGGGCGGUCCAGCGCUAAUACGCCAACACGCAGCUGCCCUGAUAGCUACAUUAGUGGCUGCUGGGGAAAGUGGCACUUGCGAUUUGGAAGCGCAGAAAACAUUGCUGGAAAUUUUGCACAAUUGCUGCUGUAGCUGGAUUCACAAGGCAACUCGCUUAGAUACCCUUAAGGAUUACACACAGUUGACACUUUUGAGCGCAAUUUUCUACGCAGUCAACUGGUUUGCGCGCAACUGUUACCUCGGGACAACGGCCUUUCGUAAGUUUCUGGGAAAUAUAUUGCCCGACUUUGUGCGUUCCCCAUGUCUAAUCGCAUGUGUGCAGAAGAUGUCACAGACCUCUAUAAUUUUACGGAGCUGUGGUGAUCGACGCAAUGUACACUCCCCGCUACCGAAUGUGGGUGCUGUCUUAAAUCAUGAUCAUGGUCCUCAGCUUAUUGUCAGCAACACCUAUACCGUGCAAAUGCUCAGCAAUCUAUGGUCGUUGGCUGAGGCACCGACUAAUGAUGACCAAAAGUCUUUAUUUGAGGCACUUACACAACCCGAGCUGCUAGAACCGUUGGCGGCGUAUCUAGAACAAUUAAGCACGGACUUGAACCCUUUCCUGGCCAGUAACUUUUUUGCUCGCAGCGAGUUAAGGCUUAUCCAUCAGCUUCUUACCACAGACGGCUUGGGAACCUACUUACCGCGAACUCACUUGCUGCAGUUAGUCUUUAACUAUCUGUGCUGUUUGCCCAUCGGACAGGCCAGACAGAUGAAGAGCAUAUUUGAGCGCUACAUAUUUAAUGAUCAAUUUAUAAAGUUAGAUACAAAAUCACUGGAGCUGUUGAAGGAGACUUGUAUGGAUGUUGUUUACGCUCAAUUUAUUGCGGAUAACAAGGAUCCUACUCUGACUAUUUGCUAUACUCAGACGCCAGCUCUUCCGGCAGACUGGCCAUAUAUGCAAUUACGUUUUAUACUCAACAAUUAUUUGCAAAAUGUACACCUCGAACAGGCAGUUAAUCCUAUUUCCGAGAAUCAGGUGGUGCGCAUGACCUUUACGUUCGUGCAGCAGCUAGAGCUGCAGGGUCUGCAGAUUGUCACUCCACUUGAGAAGUUAAUGUACCUAAUGAUUUCCUUUAUGGGUCCUGACAGUCAGUUCUUGGAGCCGGAUCUACAUGAUUUGUUACGCUCACAGAUACUAGACUUUAAUUCACUAAAUGCAACUUACACAUUUGAUUUUAAUGCAACAGUUGGAGAUAAGGGAAACUUCGAGCCAUUGUAUUAUUUGUUUGUGAACCACUUUGAGGCCGCCAGCUAUGGCGAUGAGUUGUUUAGUGCGCUUUUGCUGUUUCCACUGGCUCAGAAGUAUGAUAACAAAUGGCGUCGACGCAUAUGGUCCGAACACGUGCAAGCUUUGCGAUUUUUGAAUUGUAAUGAAAGUCUGUUGAUUGGUGGCCUGGCUGCUUAUCUGGAACCCACGGAAGUGGAGCCGUCUCUUGUUAAGCUAUACGGCGACGCACUCGAGCGGAAACUGGUUCGCCCAGGCAGCAUUGCCUAUAAAAUCGCUCAACACCAUUUUAACAAUUCCUCUGCAGUAAAGAAAUCAAAAUACUUUUAA
Molecule: messenger RNA, 3706 nt
Organism: Drosophila busckii
Lineage: Eukaryota; Metazoa; Arthropoda; Insecta; Diptera; Drosophilidae
Product: RNA polymerase II-associated protein 1
Exons: 14
Coding region: 53-3706 (1217 amino acids)
Biological process (GO): transcription by RNA polymerase II
Cellular component (GO): nucleus
Source: RefSeq, a predicted model, not a curated record